Molecule: messenger RNA, 2353 nt
Organism: Lineus longissimus
Lineage: Eukaryota; Metazoa; Nemertea; Pilidiophora; Heteronemertea; Lineidae
Product: U4/U6 small nuclear ribonucleoprotein Prp31-like
Exons: 13
Coding region: 123-1592 (489 amino acids)
Biological process (GO): mRNA splicing, via spliceosome; spliceosomal tri-snRNP complex assembly
Cellular component (GO): precatalytic spliceosome; U4 snRNP; U4/U6 x U5 tri-snRNP complex
Source: RefSeq, a predicted model, not a curated record
AUCCGAUAUGUCUGCGACCAUGAAACGCAAACCCUGCGAAAUUUUAAAAACUUAAUCUACAAAGAACGUCGCUCGUAGCUUACUUUAAGUGCAUUGAUUCAUCCUAUAUCUGAAGAGAAGCCAUGUCUCUAGCAGAUGAACUGUUGGCCGAUCUCGAAGACGGAGAUGAUGAACCCAUAGAAGAUGAUCUCCAGGCACUGCCUAAUGAUGUGGAGGAUGUGGAUGAGGUUGCCAUGGAGACAGAAGUCUCUGGGGACUCGGUACGGAGUGUGGCAAAACUACGAGACAGUGAUGAGCUGAAGCGGGUAAUGGGACAAAUUAAAAUCUAUCAGAGUGGAGAAAAGAGACAUAUCGUUGCAGGACCAGUUGAGGCCGACCCUGAGUACGUGUUGAUUAUUGAGGCCAACAAUAUCACAGUCGAGAUUGAUAAUGAAAUCAACGUCAUCCACAAGUUUACCCGGGACAAGUAUUCUAAAAGAUUUCCCGAGUUGGAGUCUCUGGUCUCUACGCCUCUGGAGUACAUGAAAACAGUCCGGGAGCUCCAGAAUUAUAUCGACAACUCGAAGAAUAAUGAAAUACUCCAAGAAAUCUUGAGACCAGCUACAAUUAUGGUCGUCAGUGUCACUGCAUCGACAACGCAGGGGACCGUGUUGAAUCCCGAAGAGCUAAAUAUCGUUUUAGAGGCAUGUGAUAUGGCAAUUGAACUUAAUGAGUUCAAACAGAAGAUCUUUGAGUAUGUGGAAUCGAAGAUGUCAUACAUCGCUCCUAAUCUGUCAAUCAUAGUUGGAGCUUCAACGGCAGCCAAAAUAAUGGGUCUAGCGGGUGGUCUGACCAACCUGAGUAAGAUGCCUUCGUGUAACAUCUUGGUGCUCGGCUCCCAGAGGAACAGGGUGACAGGUUUCUCGAGCACGCAGAACAUGCCUCACAUGGGCUACAUCUACUACAGUGAACUCGUACAGAAAACACCAUCCGAGUUUCGUAAGAAAGCGUGUCGGCUGAUCUCGGCUAAGUGCGCCCUGGCAUCUCGUGUGGACGCCUGCCACGAGAGUCUGGACGGAGCUGUGGGAGAUACGUUCUUGGCCGACAUCGAAGGAAAGCUGGACAAGCUGCAGGAACCUCCACCAGUUAAAACUGUCAAACCACUGCCAGCUCCAAUAGAUGUGGCAAAGAAGAAGAGAGGUGGACGACGAGCAAGAAAAAUGAAGGAAAGACUUGGAAUCACUGAGAUGAGAAAACAGGCAAAUAGGAUGAACUUUGGACAGAUUGAAGAUGAUGCCUACCAAGACGAUCUUGGCUUCUCGUUGGGUAACGUUGGCAAGAGUGGCUCAGGACGCGUGCGUAGCGCGCUGGUCGACUCAAAGACCAAGGCCAGGAUCUCCAAGACUUUACAGCAGAAGUUACAGAAACAGAAUAGCAUUUGGGGAGGAAGUACGACCGUCAGGAAACAGAUCUCUGGUACCGCAUCGAGCGUUGCCUUCACACCACUGCAGGGUCUUGAGAUUGUGAAUCCACAAGCAGCAGAGAAAUCAGUCCAGGAGACGAAUCAGAAAUACUUCUCCUCGACGUCUGGAUUUGUCAAGAUGACAAAAUGAAAGGACGAUUACAUGUAACAAGAGACAAAGUUUGAAAGGACUUGUUAUGUAGUUUGGUGCAGUGUAGUCAUUGCUGCAGUGACAGAUAUGCAUUAUGUACUGUGUCACUUAAAUUAGUUCUGGUUCAUGCUACUUGCACAAGAUGUACAUGUAUACACAGUCAGCUGUACAUGUCUGCUGUACAUUUUAGUUCAGUUUAAAAAGUGCUUGUCUCUACAGUCAUUUGAACUUUUUGAUAUAUUCCAACGCAGAAGAAGAUUAGAGGAAACGCUUAACAAAAUGAGGAGUUUUGAAUGGCCCGGUUAAAACCUAAGGCGGGAAUAAGCUUCCAUUGAUAAAUGUUAGCAGUUUCGAGUUCCCCACAGGUAGUUGAUCAUACAGCCAAUGAGCUGCAUAAGAAGUAAUCACCAAUUUAGUUAUUUUUACCACGUUCAGCUAGUCUAAAUAAAGACUUGUAGCACGACUGGAUCUCUUUUAGUGUAUUCAAGUAAUGGAGGAAAUGGACGGUUUACAUAAAUGUUGCAUUUAAAGACUCCCCAUGUGGGCUCCAUGUUACUGUGCACAGCCAUCCUUCAAAGAGUAAAUAGUCUUUGAUAGAGGGGUGUCUGCUAAGAGAGGUUCCACUGUUGGCUCUGUUGGGGUUGUCAGGGUGCCCCUGGUAGAUACUGACUGUACUAGAAUCAUUGUGUAAUGUACUGUUCUGCUGGAGUGUUAUGACUUGUUAUACAACAGGUCUCAUUGUACAGAUACAAAUAAAUUUA